Vanessa tameamea is the source of this 1254-nucleotide messenger RNA. RefSeq names its product Rab8 (gene Rab8). Gene Ontology annotation, biological process: regulation of exocytosis; protein localization to plasma membrane; Golgi vesicle fusion to target membrane. Gene Ontology annotation, cellular component: plasma membrane; trans-Golgi network transport vesicle; synaptic vesicle. The transcript is spliced from 5 exons. The record is from RefSeq and is a predicted model, not a curated record. Gene Ontology annotation, molecular function: GTPase activity; GTP binding. Lineage: Eukaryota; Metazoa; Arthropoda; Insecta; Lepidoptera; Nymphalidae. The coding region runs from base 65 to 700 and encodes 211 amino acids.
CUAGCGAUUACUCAAAAAUGCCAAAUGAGUGGUUGUGUGUCUUGUAAUCAGAUUGAUAGAAAAAAUGGCAAAAACUUACGAUUAUUUAUUUAAAUUACUUCUUAUAGGUGAUUCUGGUGUAGGAAAAACGUCUAUUUUAUUUAGAUUUUCUGAAGAUGCAUUCAAUAUCUCAUUUAUAUCAACCAUCGGUAUUGACUUUAAAAUUCGAACAAUAGACCUCGACGGUAAAAAAGUAAAGUUACAAAUAUGGGAUACGGCGGGUCAAGAAAGAUUCCGUACGAUAACAACGGCUUACUAUAGAGGAUCUAUGGGCAUAAUGCUUGUUUAUGAUGUUACAAACGAAAAAAGUUUUGAAAAUAUAAAAAAUUGGAUUAGAAAUAUUGAAGAAAAUGCAAGUGCUGAUGUGGAAAAAAUGAUUCUUGGUAAUAAAUGCGACUUGGAUGCAAAGAGACAGGUAUCAAAAGAAAGAGGUGAACAAUUAGCAGUAGAAUAUCAGAUUAAAUUUGUAGAAACAUCUGCGAAAGACUCGUUAAAUGUUGAGUUUGCAUUCUAUACAUUAGCAAGAGACAUCAAGGCAAAGAUGGAGAAAAAACAGGAGGCGAGUAAUCCGCCAGGUGGCAGGACCGGCGCGCAUCAGCUGAGAGCGAACGAGCAGCAACGCAAGCCCACGUCGUGGCUGUCGCGCUGCUCCGUCCUCUGACGACGCCCCGCCGCCCCCGCACACCCGCGCCAUGUACUCAUCUACUAAGGGAGCGUGGGUAGUCAGCCCACCACUAUAUUUUUCGACCUACACUUUUAACUGGUGCAACUCCGAGAGGGUAUAUCAGACUUGCUUUUGUAUUUUUAUAUCCGAUUAUUUCGUUCAGGUGUUAUCAAAUUGCGACAAUCAUUUGCUUUACGGAAACUUCGAGUGAUAUUCGAAUGCAAUAGACUCACUUAUUCUUGACACCUAUUAAAUUGUGUGGCUCGUUAAAUUUUCAUUUGGAAUGUUUAUGUGACUGCUUUUGUAAAUUUCAAAAUCAAUAUUUCUCGUGGUUAUAAUUUCUGUAAAAUAAAUCUACUUUAAUGUGACAAUUACUUUAUUAGGGCGAAAUUAUUUGGUAUUACGCUGUAAUGCAAAAUGGUUUAAAGGAUAUUAUUUCAAUAGAUUAUUAGCUGUAUUUUUCUUUUGCUAUUUUAAUUAAGAAAUAUAUAUUUUAAUGUAACAUAUACUACAUAUUUAAUUUGAAUAAACAGUGCUUUUUUUUAAACAAA